Molecule: messenger RNA, 566 nt
Organism: Topomyia yanbarensis
Lineage: Eukaryota; Metazoa; Arthropoda; Insecta; Diptera; Culicidae
Gene: mRpS18C
Product: small ribosomal subunit protein bS18m
Exons: 2
Coding region: 93-518 (141 amino acids)
Biological process (GO): mitochondrial translation
Cellular component (GO): mitochondrial small ribosomal subunit; ribosome
Molecular function (GO): small ribosomal subunit rRNA binding; structural constituent of ribosome
Source: RefSeq, a predicted model, not a curated record
UUUCGACCUAAGAGGAUUCGACCACUUCGAACAAUCUUGCCGGGUAUUGCGUUCAAAUAGUUUAUUAUAUUCUGUAAUCAAAAAUAAGUAAAAUGCUUCAAAUACUAACUAAAAUUUCAACACUUCUUCCAAAAGAUGGUUAUAUAAACUGCAAAGCAAGUCGUGUAGCUAGUGCUUACUGGCGAAGACAUCAAUCUUCUGUCGCUGAUCCCGAUGCUCCUGUUGAAUUGGAAAAUCCGUUCGCCAAAGAACGUGUUCAAUGUAUUUUGUGUAAGCACAACAUUACGCCCGAUUACAAAAAUGUUCAGCUACUUUCACAGUUCCAAAGUUCGUACACCGGACGCAUAUAUGGCAAACAUAUAACUGGCUUAUGCAAAGCGCGUCAAGAUCAAGUGGAAGCAGAAAUUAUCAAAGCACAAAACGCAGGUUUUAUGCCAACUUAUCAUAAAGCAGUUGAGUUUCUCGAGGAUCCGAAGUUGUUCGAUCCAGAAAAACCGAUUCGGCCUCAUAAAUAUUGAAAUAUGUAAGGUUUAUGCUAGUUUGAAAUACACUAGUAGAAAAAGUUA